Messenger RNA from Telopea speciosissima, 1794 nucleotides. RefSeq names its product amidase 1-like. The transcript is spliced from 10 exons. The coding region runs from base 82 to 1392 and encodes 436 amino acids. Lineage: Eukaryota; Viridiplantae; Streptophyta; Magnoliopsida; Proteales; Proteaceae. The record is from RefSeq and is a predicted model, not a curated record.
CAUUACUCUCUACUCUGUAAGCUCAAUUCGUCUUCACCACCGAGAGAGAGAGAGAGUUGAAUUGUAUCGUAGAGAAUAGAGAUGGCGGCGGUAGAGUCGGAUUUCGGAGCUUUCGUUAAGAAACUGCUUAUACAUCCUCCAGCUACUGAUUCACCUCAACAACUCCCCUUGAUCGGCCUCACUUUCGCCGUCAAAGACAUAUAUGAUGUUGAAGGAUACGUGACUGGAUUUGGGAAUCCGGAUUGGGCGAGGACUCACUCACCUGCCGUAUCAACGGCUCCCUCUGUUUUACUUCUCUUGAAUGCGGGUGCCACCUGUGUUGGCAAAACUGUCAUGGAUGAAAUGGCCUACUGUCUAUAUGGAGAGAACAAACACUAUGGAACUCCCGUUAAUCCAUGUGCCCCAGAUCGGAUACCUGGAGGAUCUUCAAGUGGAUCUGCUGUAGCAGUGGCUGCAAAGCUUGUAGAUUUCUCCUUAGGUACUGACACUGGAGCAAGCGUAAGAGUCCCCGCAGCAUUCUGUGGAAUUUAUGGGUUUCGGCCUUCACAUGCAAUUGUUCCUAUUAGUGGUGUUAUUCCUAUGGCACAGAGCUUUGAUACAGUUGGAUGGUUUGCAAGGGAUCCUGUGAUCUUAAAUCAAGUAGGGCGCGUGCUAUUGCAAUCAACUAAUGUGGAACCUGUACAACCAAGUUUCCUUAUCAUUCCAGAUGACUGUUUCCAACUUCUGAACAUUCCCAAUGAACAAGUGACCCAGUUGCUUAUUAAAUCUUUCAAAAAGCUGUUUGGAGGUCAAGUUGUUAGGCAUACAAACCUUGGUGAUUAUGUUAAGGAUAAAGUUCCAAGUUUGAAGCAUUUUAUGGCUGAAGGCAAUGAUCAAAUGGAGUAUAACAUACCAUCAUUGAUGGCCCUUUCAAGCGCCUUGAGAAUGCUUCAGAGGUACGAGUUCAAAAGUAACCAUGAAGAAUGGAUCAAUUCAGUUAAACCUGAUUUAGGUCCAGGCAUAUCAGAACGGGUACAGGAUGCCCUUAGGACAACGAGUGAAAACAUUGACAUCUGUAAUGCAGUUGGGAAUGAGUUUCGUACUGCUCUUACUGCCCUUCUUGAGGAAUUUGGUAUCCUUGCAAUCCCUACAUUUCCUGGUCCUCCAUUUAAAUUGCAAACAGAUACUGUUACACUUGAACAUUGCCAUGCUAGAGCAUUCAGCUUGCUGUCUGUUGCUGGAUUUUCAGGGUUUUGCCAGGUCAGCAUACCAUUGGGAAUGCAUGAUAACCUUCCCGUGGCAGUGUCUCUAUUAGCUAAGCAUGGUGCAGAUGGUUUUUUACUGAAUCUUGUUGAGGCCCUUGAUGGUUCUUUGAAGGAACAGAUUGAAAUUGCUCAGAACAUGAGUUACUGAAGUUGUCUCUUUGUACUAUUGAAGAUAAAGCCGAGAGAAGCAGUAUCAUGCCUGUUGAUGAGACUGAAGACACCCUUUUAGCGAAAUAAUGGAGGCAGCCAAGUCUCUAAGUGAGUCUCCAGUUUGCAGGUACUUGUGCCAUGGAUAGGAGAAUCCAAACUUUCCAUGCCAUGGUUCCCACCUUGCAAAAUUUGCCUGGAAAAUAAAGACGGUGUCACUGUCACUUGUUUUCUUGUUUUAAAUGAAGUUUUAUUAUGAGAAGAGUAGUACAUCAUAAGUUCUAGAGGCUGAAGUAAAAAAAGUUUAUGAUUCCAUGUAAAAUAACAUCCAGAUUAUCAAGAAGAGACUGCUAUUGAAUAAUCCUUCUAGUUGGAAAGUUUUAAAUGCAGUUAGUCCUACUUA